CCCCCCCCCCCGGAUACACCAGCUGCGACCGCUCCUUUCGCUCUCUUUGUGUUUCCCUUUUCAUCUGUGUUCUCUCUGAAGAUCUGUGUGGUUGAUUUUUGUCCCCUGAUGUUGUGCAACUAAGCGACAUCACCACACCAAAAACAGAGCCCCGGCUCGUUGAGCAUCGCUCUUCCUCUCCAGGAUCAGGGUGUGGUGGACGUGUAGACGCAUACCACUGUCUACCUCCCCGUCCCUGGACUGGCUUUUUUUCUUCUUCUUCUUCUUCUUUUGUUAUGCCGUCGUUUUACACCCCCGGCCUCCACGGCCUUCCUCCUACCCCCCCACACCUCACAAGCGCCGGAAGAAUGGAGAACGAACCCUCCUUCUACGUCUUGGGCCACUCGGUUGCCUUCCCCCCGCGGUACUCUCAAAACGGCUGUGAAUUCAUCGAGCAAUAUUCGCAAUCUGCUUGCUACGGCAAACCCCCGAUGAAUCUUCACCAGCAGCCCGUUCACUCCAUGCGUUCGGGGAGAGAUAUGACCGCCGCCCACACGGCGUUGAACCAGCCCAUGUUCGGCCCCAUUCCCACCGCGAACGUACUGCCGCCUAUUCGCAACAAUGUCCAAUUGCCCCCGAUGGACAGCGCUCUCCCGCAGUACCGCCGACAGGAUGUGACGGUGCAGCCCGAGCAACCACACAAAGAGGAAAAGGCUACCGGAGGGGUCGCCGCCCACCUAGACUAUGAAAUGGACCAGAUGUCCGACUUCGUGGCUGAGAUGGCCCAGGGAAUCGUCUACCCAGGAUCGUCUGUCCCCCCCCAGUUCCGGAAAUACGUCUUUCAGAUUUUGUCGUCGACUCGUCUCCCGAGCUCGACGAUCCUGUUGGGUCUCUACUACCUGUCCUGCCGAAUGCGUAUGCUUUCGUCCGCCAAGGUUUACACCACCGGCAGUGGGCAGGUCUAUCGCAUGCUCACCGUGGCUCUCCUGCUUGGAAGCAAGUUCUUGGAUGACAACACCUUCCAGAACAAGUCCUGGGCGGAGGUUAGCAAUAUCCCCGUGGCGGAGCUGAACACCAUGGAGCUCGAGUGGCUCUUUGCCUUUGAGUGGAAGAUCCACGAUCGCAUCUACGACCAACAGGACGGAUUUGCCUCGUGGCUCUCUCAUUGGGAGAAGUGGCGUGCCAAGUCUGCUAUCAAAAUUCACGAAACUCGUCAUGCUCUCGCUCCCCUCGAUACUAAUAUCUCCCGGAGCCACCGCGUUUCCAAGCCCCUGCUCUCUCCCGAAGGCCCGAUCCCCCCACAAUACCAACGGAGCACCCAGUACGAGAACUCCUGGCUCAACCCAGCUGCAUCGGAGUACUCACCCCCAUCCGCUCCUCACAGCGGUCCGACAACCCCCGAUUAUUACUCCGUUGGGCCCUGGGCGUACUCGAACCCUCCGCCUCCCUACUCUAGCACGUGGAUUCCAUCCCAACAGCAAUUUAUUGCGCCACCACGGUCACAGCCACCUUCCUACCAUCAUACCCCGUCUUACGGCUUGCCAUUUGCACAGAGUGUAUGGACAGGUCACGGUUCAGCCUGUGGUUGCCUGUACUGUACCAAGCAUGUGGAACACUACAUGUGUGCCAACCCUUUCGGCGCCAUGCAACCAAUUGUCGCUGGUUAAUUGACGUUUUCAGUGUAUACGUCUCUUUUUUUUUUUUUUUUUUUUUUUUU
Molecule: messenger RNA, 1696 nt
Organism: Aspergillus ochraceoroseus IBT 24754
Lineage: Eukaryota; Fungi; Ascomycota; Eurotiomycetes; Eurotiales; Aspergillaceae
Product: putative cyclin-like protein (Clg1)
Exons: 3
Coding region: 276-1646 (456 amino acids)
Biological process (GO): regulation of cyclin-dependent protein serine/threonine kinase activity
Cellular component (GO): cyclin-dependent protein kinase holoenzyme complex; nucleus
Molecular function (GO): cyclin-dependent protein serine/threonine kinase regulator activity; protein kinase binding
Source: RefSeq, a predicted model, not a curated record